Molecule: messenger RNA, 1605 nt
Organism: Exaiptasia diaphana
Lineage: Eukaryota; Metazoa; Cnidaria; Anthozoa; Actiniaria; Aiptasiidae
Exons: 3
Source: RefSeq, a predicted model, not a curated record
UUUCCAAAGGAAUGUUCAUUCAUAACUGUUUUGACACCAGUGAAAAAGAACAAGAACUCAGGUUCCCAUGGCGAUAUCAUUCUCACACCUGUACGACGCUCUUUACGUAACACGCCUAUCCACCAAUCAGCAUCUCGUGCCACUCCUAAGGUGAUUUCUACUCCUAAAGCCUCUAGCACCAGUAGUCCUGGAUUGCGGUUGACGCCCGAAGUUGUGUCUUCCGCUACCAAAGAUGUCAGCAUAGAAGACAUUGAGAUGAAAGAAGAAAAGAAACCAGAAGAAAUGAGAAAAGACAAAUCACCAGAAACAAAAGUGGAAAUUAAAAUGGAUSARAAWACUACAGAGGAGAGUCACUUGCUAGAGGAUAGCAGUGAUGGUAAUGUCAGCGAAAGAACCUCGGAGACCACAGAUGAAGAUAUGAAAGAUGAAAAAGCCUCGCUGCCAUCCAAGCGUCGUAGUUGCCUGCGUUCAUCCACCAAACGAACUCGUAAGUCAUCUCGCGUGUUUUUCCAGUCACCAGAACCAAGUGCGCACUCUACCGCUGGGGGGACCCCAGGGGCUAUUGUCUUCACUCCAGGCAUGCAAAAGAACAAGCUGCCAACAAACGUUGUAUUCACGCCUGUUGCUGUUUCUUUUGACUCACCUGAUGAGCAAGGCGAUACUUGUUCUAUUGAUGCCGGGCACACACCAGCGUUGGUACUGUCGGGGUCAAGGUCGCUGAGAAGUCGUAAAGGGACGCCAUGUCGUAAACGACAUUUGGGAACGCCUAAUGGCAGCAUGAACACCCCUGUUAGUAAAGAUGAAGGAUCUGUGGCUAAAAGAAGAUCGCUUAGGAGGCGUUCUGGCAGACAAAGCUCAAGUGAAGAGGAAACAUUUUUACCAGAUAAAUACAUCCUUCCCUCUACCUCCUCUGAGUCAGACGAAGAAGAGAAUUCCACGUCACCUUCUCUCAAGAAACCAGAGUCGUCUGGUUGUGAUCAACCUCUUCUGUCAUUUACUCCUCUCAAGGAUUCCUCAGACCUGUUGAACAAGUCAAACCUCACACCAGCGUCGAGGCUCCAGGCACUCUGCCUUGACGACUCCCCAGAUAAUAGAAGGGACUCUGUGUUUUUCGCGCCUGGUGGRCAUCAGCAAGAAGAAAAGACAGAGAGGGAUAAUCUUAUAUGUUUUUCACCUUUGGCCGAGUGAGGUUUUGUGAAUUAUGUCAGGCCUCUUUUAUAACGACAAAAUUGUCGAAUGGGUGGAUGAAUUGUGAAAAUGUACAUAGCAUAAUCGUUUUAGAUAAAUGGGAAACUUUAUAAUUAAAUAUAUUAUAUGAUACAGGCACUUGCAGAAAUUCUGAACGCAAACAUAUCGUGUGCAUGAAGGGUAAUUCCUUGUGGUUUUCGCUCCUUUCUCCCUUAAUAAGGUUGCAGAUUAACCGCAUAUAGCGUUUUUCACAAGCUUUGAAUAAGAUCUGUUGACUUAUUGUUGCAUACAGGUUGUAUCGAUAUAUAUAUGUUAGCUGUCAGAAUUUUCUUAAAAUAGUAAAUGUAAGGAGAGUGUUAAUUUGAUUUUGUAACAUUUGCAAAUUUUUAUUUUAACAUAAAAUAUUACAUUAAGACA